Molecule: messenger RNA, 1015 nt
Organism: Maniola jurtina (meadow brown)
Lineage: Eukaryota; Metazoa; Arthropoda; Insecta; Lepidoptera; Nymphalidae
Product: fork head domain-containing protein FD4-like
Exons: 2
Coding region: 61-825 (254 amino acids)
Biological process (GO): cell differentiation; regulation of transcription by RNA polymerase II; anatomical structure morphogenesis
Molecular function (GO): RNA polymerase II cis-regulatory region sequence-specific DNA binding; DNA-binding transcription factor activity, RNA polymerase II-specific
Source: RefSeq, a predicted model, not a curated record
CCUGAAAUACCAUUACCCGAGUGACAUAAAGAACAUUUAUAACCGGGAAAGUGCCGAGCGAUGCCACGGCCGACGCGCGAAUCCUACGGUGACCAAAAACCGCCUUUCUCCUACAUAGCCCUAACCGCCAUGGCGAUUUGGAGCUCGCCGGAACGGAUGCUCCCGCUGUCGGAAAUCUACAGGUUUAUCACGGAUCGGUUUCCAUAUUACAGAAGAAAUACACAAAGGUGGCAGAACUCGCUGCGUCACAAUCUCUCCUUCAAUGAUUGCUUCGUGAAAGUGCCUCGUCGCCCGGACAGGCCGGGCAAAGGAGCCUACUGGACGUUGCACCCGCAAGCCUUCGACAUGUUUGAAAAUGGAUCGCUGCUACGGCGUAGAAAGCGCUUUAAGCUGCAUAAAGGAGAAAAGGAUAGUCUAAACGCAGAGUUGGCGGCGCUGGCGAGCUUUAACAGAGCUUUCUUAGCGCGGCAGGCGACUACCGCGCCUAGUAUGUCUGGGGGAAUAUAUGCGCCGGCGGUCACGUUGUGUCCGAGACUAAGCCCAGAACCAGAGGCCCCAGACACGGCGGCACUGCUGCCUGCAGGUCCCAGACCACGUCGAGCUUUUACCAUAGACGCAUUAUUAGAACCUGAACCGCGAAGAACGCCUUCUCCGCAAGCGGCGCAUCAGCAGCCUCACUGCCCCAUGCCGCUACCACCUCCGUAUAUUUUAGCUGCACAACGGUACCAUGCCGAGUUGCUAGCUGGUUUGCAGCAGUCAUGCUUACCGCCGCUCUGGACUUGGAGAGACACAAGCCAAUUUUCACAUUAUACGCUUAAUUCAUGAAUGGUAGGUACAUGAAUUAAGAAGAGAAGACGUGACGACAAUCUAGUUAUAAGAAACUUUAAAGGCAAAAUAUAUAACGCCUCAAUUAGACUGUGUUUAGUGAAUUAGUAAAUGUUAGUAGCGUGGAUGACAAUUUGAAGUUUACUGGAAAUUAUUGAAAUUACAUGCACUACAGAAACUUCUACAACUG